ACGAGAACGCGAACGGCUAGCAACUCUGAACCGCGCUAGCCAGUUUUGUUUUUUCGUGUUUGAAAUUGUGUCUCGUUUUGCAGUGGCCACGAUGUCCGGAGGAACAAACCUCGGCUUUCCGGGGACAAGCCAAGCGUUGGCGAAUCGGAAAAAAGACAGCAGUCCCUCAGCUCGGUUCUGGGAGUGUCCGGACACUUUAGCCCAGUUGGAGGUGGUGCGACAGUGGACCGGGAAGCAUUACAAAAAGUAUGUGUUGGUGGAUGCUCCAUCUUGUCAAGUCCUGGCUGCAGUCACGCUGCAGCUUCUCCAGUUUCAGGAGGAUGCCUUUGGCAGACAAGUUCCCAACCCUGCAAUCACAAAGCUACCAGCACAUUGCUUCCUGGACUUGCAACCAGGUGGCGGACUCUGCCACAUCCUCGGCACUGCUUAUAAAUUCAAGGUUGAGCAAGGCUGGAGACGGUUUGACCUGCAGAAUUCAUCAAGAACUGAGAGAAAUAUCGAGAUGUUUGGUGCAAUUGAGAAAGCUCUAAUCCAGAACAACUGUAUGUCCCUGCCAUUGGUAUUUAUUGACCCGGCUGUUGAUCUGGAGCUGUCCAGCAGGCUCACUGGUAUCAUCAUCAAACACAAGGGUGCAGUUACUGAGGACCGGAUAAUGGCCAGUCAUCUUGUAUACGGCCCGCUUGCUUCUACAGAGGAGGAUGAGUGGAUGCGUCCUGUUAUGCAAAAGGAUAAACACAUUUUGGUCCACUGGGGCAUGCACCCAGACAGUUAUGACAGCUGGCUGUCCUCAAGUGAUGUGGAAGGAGACAUCGAAGAGCUGCCGCACUUGGAAAGGCCAUGGAGGGUUAAUGCUGGUUGGGUCCUGGACACAGACGUGUUUAAUGAGUGGAUGAAUGAGGAGGACUAUUGUGUAAACGAGAGGAAUGUGCCGCUCAUCCUGCGACAGCGAAUCCACCUACAAGAAGAUCAGGACUCUGGGUCCAUUCCGUCUAAAAAGAAGAGACGCUCGCCCUCUCCUUCCACUGACGGCAGGAAAAAAGGAAAGAAAGGGAGAAGGCGCGGCCAACAGGAAGAGGAACCAGAAGAGGACCUGACCAAAGACAUGGAGGACCCAACACCUGUGCCAAACAUGGAGGAAGUCAUUCUGCCCAAGAAUGUGAACCUGAAGAAAGAUAGUGAGAAUACGCCAGUGAAAGGAGGCGUCAUGGCAGACCUCGAUGAUCAGGAAGAGGACUUUCCUGGAAGGGAAGAUGAUGAGGGAAGAAGUGAGAUCUCUCGCUUAUCUGAGGUAGAGGACACCAUCACUGAACAAACUCAUCAUAUUAUAAUACCAAGCUACACAUCAUGGUUCAACUAUAACAGCAUUCACUCGAUAGAGAAACGUGCUCUUCCUGAAUUCUUCAAUGGAAAGAACAAAUCAAAAACCCCGGAAAUCUACCUGGCGUAUCGUAACUUCAUGAUCGACACAUACCGGCUGAACCCCCAGGAAUACCUCAGCUCAACGUCCUGCAGGCGCAACCUCACUGGAGACGUCUGUGCUCUUAUAAGGGUUCAUGCAUUUUUAGAGCAGUGGGGUUUGAUCAACUACCAAGUGGAUGCAGAGAGCCGACCCCUCCCCAUGGGACCUCCUCCCACACCUCACUUCAACGUCCUGGCCGACACACCAUCCGGGUUGGCACCCCUGCAGCACAAACCCCUUCAGGUGUCCGCCUCUCAGCACAUGUUGAAUUUCCCAGAAAGGAGCAGAGAGAAACCUUCCGACUGCCAGAACUUUGGUCUUCGCACCGACAUCUAUGCCAGGAAGCACCCAAAGACUAAAGGAGCAAAUGCAGGACGAGAGUGGACAGAGCAGGAGACACUCUUACUGUUGGAGGCCUUAGAAGUCUACAGAGACGACUGGAACAAAGUAUCAGAGCACGUGGGCUCCAGAACGCAGGAUGAAUGCAUCCUGCACUUUCUACGCUUGCCCAUCGAGGACCCCUACCUGGAGGACUCGUCGGCCUCUCUGGGCCCUCUGGCCUAUCAGCCUGUGCCUUUCAGCCAAUCAGAAAACCCCGUUAUGAGCACUGUGGCCUUCCUGGCGUCUGUGGUAGAUCCACGGGUGGCGUCGGCCGCGGCGAAGGCAGCACUGGAGGAGUUCUCCAGAGCCCAGGAGAACGCACUGUAUAAAACUUCUGACCCAUCCACCCACCCAGAACAAACGGAUACAAUGGAAGCUGACAAACUGGACUCUAACCCCUAUCAGGUCCCUGUGAGGUUGGAUGGAGUUAAGAUGGAACCUGGUGUAUCAAAACUGGAGGGAGAUCAAGUUAAAAGAGAACAUGGUGAAAGUAUUCUGGCAGAGGAGGGUGAUGGACGGGGGGAAGACGGUGAGAACAGGCGGGAGGGAGAUGGGGACGAUGGGAGGAGAGUGAUGGAGCUGGAUCUGGUGGAGGGUAGCGUUUCCACGGCAGCAGCAGUAGCUCUGUCAUCUGCUGCCUCAAGGGCCAAGCACUUGGCAGCAGUAGAAGAGAGGAAGAUAAAGUCCCUGGUGGCUCUACUGGUGGAGACACAGAUGAAGAAGUUGGAGAUCAAAUUAAGACAUUUUGAAGAGCUGGAAACCAUCAUGGACAGAGAGAAAGAGGCUUUGGAGCAGCAGCGCCAACAGUUGCUGACAGAGAGACAGACUUUUCAUACCGAGCAGCUGAAACAGGCGGAGAUGAAGGUUCGCCAGCAGAGGGAGCUGCAGAGUCAGCCCGGUUAUACAGCGCAACAUUCAGGCCAGUCCGUGGCCAACAGGAUGGUACCUGGUGGAGGAACCGCUCAGACAAUGGCCCCUCGGCACCCUGGAGCUCCAAAUGGGAUGUUUUGUUUGACAGAUACUCCUGUCUGUCCCGUCUCAGACCCAUCAUCACAGCCCGAUGGGAUAGCAUCUGCUCAGCCCACUCCUCCGUCAUCCAGUCAGAACUGAACUGACCAGCAGACAAGACACACGUGAAAAACAACCGUAACUUUGCUUUAAAGAAGGAUUAAUUGAUCAAGUGUUUAGGAAUACAUCUGAAGUCUGUAAAUUGUCACUAGUGCAUUUUGUUAGACUAAAGCUUUGUGAGCACAUAAACUAAACUGAUGUGUGUUUGGACAUCAGUUGGGUUUGUUCUUAUACUUGUGAAAUAUCUGUUCUUUGGCAUCAAGAGUUGAGAAAUCCGUCUCAAUAAAGUUGCUUUUUUUUAUGAA
Girardinichthys multiradiatus is the source of this 3213-nucleotide messenger RNA. RefSeq names its product SWI/SNF related, matrix associated, actin dependent regulator of chromatin, subfamily c, member 1b (gene smarcc1b). Gene Ontology annotation, molecular function: nucleosomal DNA binding; histone binding. Gene Ontology annotation, cellular component: npBAF complex; SWI/SNF complex; nBAF complex. The record is from RefSeq and is a predicted model, not a curated record. Bases 92 to 2950 code for a protein of 952 amino acids. Lineage: Eukaryota; Metazoa; Chordata; Actinopteri; Cyprinodontiformes; Goodeidae. The transcript has 28 exons. Gene Ontology annotation, biological process: positive regulation of DNA-templated transcription.